This is a messenger RNA of Echinostoma caproni, 1107 nucleotides long. Lineage: Eukaryota; Metazoa; Platyhelminthes; Trematoda; Plagiorchiida; Echinostomatidae. The record is from the annotation of a GenBank genome assembly.
AUGUCAGAUAAAUUUUCCACCUCUUUUGGAAUAGCCGCACUGCUGGAACAGAACUUGGUCGAUCGAGCCUACUCUUCAACCUCAUCCUUCUCGUUUCCACAUCAAAAUCUCCCCGAGGCACCGAUAACACACGAAGAUAAUUAUUUGAACCCAUAUGCAAAACAAUGGUUUGAUCGUGGCGAGAACGCAGUGCACCUGAAUCACGUCGAUGUCGAUUUGGGCCUCGAACCGAGUGGUUGGACUAAUGCUCAAAGUGAAAAGAAAUAUUUGCCAAUGUGCCCCAAACACGCGUCGUCUCCGACAGGAUUCCGAACAAACGAAAGGUUGUCAGACGAAGAUGACGAGUUGAAUUCCGCUAAACCGAACAGCCGCGGCUCAUCCCAGAUUCAGUCCGAUAAACCGAGUGCCCUGACAAUCGUGCGAAAACAAACGAAAUGGGCGAAACAAAACAAACUUGUGUCAGCCGAGGUUUGUACUAUGAGCAAGUUGCACCGUGCGGCAAAAAAACAUAGACGAAAUCGUACGACGUUUACCACAUUUCAACUUCAUGAAUUGGAACGCGCAUUCGAACACAGUCACUAUCCGGAUGUAGUGUAUCGGGAAGAUUUGGCACACAAAAUACGUCUACCGGAGGUACGCGUUCAAGUUUGGUUUCAAAAUCGCCGUGCUAAAUGGCGGCGACAGGAAAGACAAGAGGCUGAUAUUCAUUCACGUAACCUGCAAGAAGCGUUACCGUUUCUGCGAAGAUCAACUCUGAUUCACAGUGAAGUUCCUCCGUUGCCUUUCGGCUUUGUUGACCGUUCGGUUGACUCGAUGGAACAUGAUGUGGAUGUGGAUGACACUCAGGAUAAUUCUGUUUCGACAUUCGCGAACAACAUUCAAAUUGUGGAUAAAGGACAAAAUAACUGCAGCGUUCCGUUAACCAAUGGUGAUGGGCAACUUCGAUCGGAUACCACCUCAUCAUCACUGCAACGGUCUGAAUGGUCAGCUUGGAAUUCGAUCGAUUACAAAUUUCCACAAAUGAUACCUUCAGUCAGUCAUUUCCCCCUUCACACUUCGUGGGGAUGUCCGUCGGCGAAUAUCAUUGAUAAUACAAUUUGUCAGUGA